Paramuricea clavata is the source of this 167-nucleotide messenger RNA. Lineage: Eukaryota; Metazoa; Cnidaria; Anthozoa; Malacalcyonacea; Plexauridae. The record is from the annotation of a GenBank genome assembly.
CACCGGGAGAAACGUCUUGUAAUGCCACCAAAAUGAUCAAGAAAGGAUGCUACUAUGACCCUAGAUAUAGUGAAAGACUUCUUCCGAACCUGCUUCGAAAAUACCGAGAGGGAAUUGAUUGGAACGAAGGCUGGGACGAUUUUCUACAAAAUGUGACAUGCCAGUAA